AAUGAAUCUAUGUGGUUUCGGAUAUGACAAUGCUAACGGUUCAUCUUCCUCGGCGAUUUUCCAGUCUCACAAGAGCUCCAGGUAGAUCGAUCGGAAGCUUCCAAUAUAAUCGCAUUAUCCCCCUUUCCUCCAUAAGGGUUAACAAAGAUUCUUCAUUCAAGCUUCGAUGCAUCAGGAAAGAUUGCAACCACAAAGCAUCUCAGGCUUUCUCAAUUCUUAAAACGGACCUCGAAUCCGACAAUGGAAGCACAUGGAGCACCAUGGCCUUUUAUGUCUUUAGCCUGCACAUUCCUCUGAGCUUUGGAGGACUCUCUGUUGUUGCACAACUUCUGAAUCAAACUCAUCUUAAUCCCGACAUUCAGGCAUUGUCAUUGCUUCUGAUACAAACUUUAGAGUUGGGUGCAUUUAUGUUACUUCUACAAUUCUCCGAGAAGCCAUUUAACAUUUUUAGCUUCUUUGAAACUAGAGUUUUCCCUAAAGAAAGAAAUUGGCUUCUAGCAUCUUUGAUUGGACUUGGUUUCCUUCUUGCAUUCAUCUUCCUUACAUCUUUUGUAGCCGACAAAUUAAUCGGGCCCAAGGAUGUGAACAACCCAAUUUUGAAGGAAGUUCUUUCGGGUGGGCCCCUCUCGGUGUUUUGGUUAACUCUUCUUUAUUGUGUUGUGACUCCGGUUCUUGAGGAAACGGUUUAUAGAGGAUUUCUAUUGACAUCUCUUGCGUCAAGAAUGGAAUGGAAAAAAGCAGUUGAAGCCAAAGUUGCCAUUGAUGCACUUGGUGAUGCAAAUCAAGAUGAUAAUCAGGGGUACCAAAUACCAGUUGCAACUACCAUUUUCAGCCCUUCAGAGACAUUUCAUCCAACAACUAAUCAGAUUCAGCCUGUUUGCGCUCAUGAAUUCAAUCAACAGAUGCCCUCAAGAAAUGAACCUCUUUUUAACCUCAAAAGCCUCAACGGAUUUCACAUGGAGUCCAAAUUACAACAGAGGAGAAGGUUAGGGUUUUGGUAA
Lactuca virosa is the source of this 1001-nucleotide messenger RNA. Lineage: Eukaryota; Viridiplantae; Streptophyta; Magnoliopsida; Asterales; Asteraceae. The record is from the annotation of a GenBank genome assembly.